Molecule: messenger RNA, 3560 nt
Organism: Zootoca vivipara (common lizard)
Lineage: Eukaryota; Metazoa; Chordata; Lepidosauria; Squamata; Lacertidae
Source: RefSeq, a predicted model, not a curated record
UUCUGCCACAUCUUAUGAGCAAAGGCAGCAGCUCUGAGUAAAAAGCAAAAAUCCCUGUCUGUUGUCCUGCAAGAAGAUGAAGCAUGGAGUUCGGAGAGCACAACUUCUGCUGCAGCCCUAACAAAAGAGUCAGCUGUAUAUUUAUAGGAGUCUAAAAACUGACUGCUCAGCACAAGCCAGUUUCUGGGAAUGAAUCUGUAGCAUAUGACAGGACAAGUCUAGGCUUGUUCUGAGAGGGUUCCCUGUUACGGAACAUACUAAAUGGAGGCAAGUCUAGGCUUGUCUACCGAAUACAUCUUCUCUGUCUGGAGUGAAAGAGAUGACAAGCAGCCUUGCCGCUUACCAAUGGUUCAGAGGCUGAAAACGCACCGUGCAUUUAAAGCAGGUGGCAUCCCCCAAAGAAUCCUGGGAAUUUGUGUGGACCCUUCACAGAGCUACAAUGCCAGGUGAGCACUCUUAACAAACUUCAUUUCCCAGGAUCCAUUGGGGGAAAUCGUGUACUCCAAACGUAUGGCGCAUACGCAGCCAGGUUGACAGAGAAAGUGGGGUGUCGCAGGAGUCAGAAAGUAGAGAAGGAAGGGGGGAAAUGACGGAUCUGAGUGCACACAUCUUGCCCAGAUCUUUUUUGGAAACAGGAUACUUUCUUCACGGGUUCCCUCCCCGCACCCCAACCACCAUCAAAUCACAGAGCAUGUCUCUCUCCCUUGAACCGGUUUUGUGCUGCGCAGCCGGACAAUGGUGCAAAAGCAGGGAUCCAAGUUCUUGUGGGUCCCCAUAUCUUUUUUUAACAAACUGUCUCCUCAAAACCAUCAAGUCACAGGUGUACGGCCAGUGAUGGGUUGUGCGCUUCGCUGCCAUGCUGCGUAAAAAUCGUGAAAGAUCGGCGAGAAUCAAUACCUCCGAUGAGUCUUUUUGUGGUGCGUGCCAGCAGCGGAUCUUUGAAUUUAUUUAUUUUUUUAACUCAUAAUGAAAAUCAACUUGCUUCUGACUUUUGGGGCGGAGGGAUGUAAAAUCAGACGGAUUCAGCAUCACAGCAAACGUUUUGCCAGACCCUUGUGGAAAAGCAAACAAGGACUGCAUAAAAACUACUAUACAUUAGAGCACAUCCUUUCUCACAACGUAUCCCUGGAACUGCAGCUUAUUAAGGGUGCCGGGAAUUGUAACUUUGCGGGGGGUAAACUACAAUUCCCAAGGUUCUUUGCAGGAAGCCUUGAGGUGUGUACACAGCUAAUCUCUCUGCGUGUGAGAGAGGUGUUCCUAUGAAGACUUUCUUUCAGUGUUUGUAUGUGAGGAAGGGCAGAAAGGGAUGUGGGGGGAGGAGAAAGAGGCCACGGUGGGGGACGAUGGCGCACAGGCAUAGCUGCCAAGUUUUCCCUUUUCUCGCGAGGAAGCCUAUUCAGCAUAAGGGAAAAUCCCUUUAAAAAAGGGAUAACUUGGCAGCUAUGCGCACAGGGCACUCUCAGAAUGCCAGAUGCGCCCACGGGCCCCCAUAGCUUGGCGACCCCCUGGACUGUGCAUGUACAAAAGCAGCACCUCAGGGUGGCAGGCAGACUUUAUGCUAGCUUGCUACAGGCGAGGACCUCUUCCCAUAGAGCCCUUAAGGGGCAGCGGAUGCACAGACGGGUCGAAAGUCCAGUUGCCGUUCUCCGAGUGACCCACUUUUGAUGGGGAAGUUCCUGCGAACCGUGUCAUGCGCAUGUGCCCCGGCCCCGCUGCCCCGGUCCUAGGCUUGUUCCUGGUCGUGACAUCGGGCCGCCGAGAGAGGGAGACAGCGCUCCUGGAUAGAGACCUGCGGAGCCGUGGGAAAGGAGGAAGGGAGGCGCAGCGGCGCAGCGGAGGGAAAGAGCGGACUGGACGGCUCCGCCCGGCGGGGAAGGGCUGCUCGAAGGACGUCCGCGCCGUCGGGAAGGGGGAAACGUCGACCGAGGAGGGGAGAUCGCUGCUGCGUCCUUGCGCGCGGGCGCCGGGAGGGAUCCCUCUGAUGAUCUGACGGGUCCUUGAGGGAGCCCGGCAGCAGGGCACGAAGGCUGCAUACGGGAGAUGCCCUACUGACACCCCGUGAGCUCUUCGGCUUCGUGGGAUGGAUCCUGCCCCCGGCUCGGACAUGGAUGGAGCGGGGGGCGGCCGCGGCGAGGCGGAUGAGCUGGCCAACGCCGCUGCCCGGGGGGACCUGGAGGCCGUGAGGAGGCUGCUGGAUGGCGGAGCGGACCCCAACGCGGUGAAUCGCUUCGGCAGGGCCCCGAUCCAGGUUAUGAUGAUGGGGAACCCCGGGGUGGCUCAGUUGCUGCUGCAAAGAGGAGCCGGACCCAACCGGCCCGAUCCGUCCACGGGCACGUUCCCGGUCCACGACGCGGCCCGCGGGGGCUUCCUGGACACGCUGCGGGCGCUGCGCGGAGGGAGCGCUCGCUUCGACGUGCGGGACCGCUGGGGACGCCGCCCGCUGGACUUGGCUGAGGAAAGUGGCCAGAGCCGGGUGGUCAGUUACCUCCGGGAGACCUCGGGCUGAAACUCUCUUGACUUGAGAUCCGGGAUCAAGUCAGAGGACCAAGCGGAGAGGUCUCUCCCCCCGCGGAGGAGACUCGCGGGUGCGUAAGCUUGAGAGGAGACCCUUUGGCUUGGCUCUUGAAGCCCACCCGACAGAGACGAGCGAGAUGGAGCUGCGGGGACCUACAGUUCGGCUCCAGCUUAAACUCUACGAUCCUGCUUCGUUUGAAAUGUGGCUUGUUAGAUGUUUACAUGCUUCCACUACGCAUGGAGAGACCAGUGUCUCCUGGUCUCUUUCUCCCACCCAUGGCAGUCUUCCAUGUGCAAUGAUGUUCUAAAAGGAAACUGAGGCCAUAGUCCAGGGCUUGGGGAUUUGUGGCGGCACCUCAGAUUUUGCGGGAUGAACAGCUCCCAUUUAUCCUUGACCAUGAUUCCUCACAGUGGAUGGGGGUUGGUGUGGCAGUGCUGGAUUUAGGGCAGGGCAGGGCAGGCCACCCCACCCCCCACUCCACCCACAGGGCACCGAGCCAAGGGGGUGCAAAAUUGAGAAGAUCCAUUUCAGGGUGCCUUGCACAGGGUGCCAAAGAAUCGCCGAGUUGGAAGCAACCACAAGGGUCAUUUAGUCCAACCGCCUGCACUGCAGAAAUCUUUUCACCUAAUGUGGGGCUCGAACUCAGGAACCUGAGAUUAAGAGUCACAUGUUGCACUGACCAAGCUCUCAUAAAAGAUUUCCAAAGCACACCCCAACAAUAUCUGGAGGCCCCCACACAUAGCUGCCAAGUUAUCCCUUUUUUAAAGGGAUUUUCCAUUAUGCUGAAUAGGCUUCCUCGCAAGAAACGGGAAAACUUGGCAGCUAUGCCCCCACAGGGUCACCACCACCCCAGUGGUAGCCAAACUUGUAUCACCUACUCAUCUCCCCCCCCAAAAAAAAAAAAAUCUGCAAAAGCCCCAGUCUCAGAUUAUGAAGCUCUGCUCCGGUUUGUGUUAUGGGUAGGGUUGCCCGACUCAAUAGUGGACAGGACUUCUGUGCCUUUAAUUGCCCUGCUCUCUUUUGAGCCUGGAAACCUUCAAGAGAA